AUGGUUUCAUCCAAAUAUUACUGGAGUGGAGGCAGAAAACCUACUGUUAACAAGAGGAGUUGAUGGCAGUUUUUUGGCACGGCCCAGCAAAAGUAACCCAGGAGACUUCACGCUCUCUGUUAGACGAACUGGAGCUGUCACCCACAUCAAGAUCCAGAACACAGGAGACUACUAUGACCUCUAUGGAGGAGAGAAGUUUGCUACGUUGGCUGAGUUAGUCCAGUAUUAUAUGGAACAUCAUGGGCAGCUCAAGGAAAAGAAUGGAGAUGUUAUAGAGUUGAAAUACCCGCUGAACUGUGCUGAUCCUACAUCUGAAAGGUGGUUUCAUGGGCAUCUCUCUGGAAGAGAAGCUGAAAAACUAUUAACAGAAAAAGGAAAACAUGGAAGCUUUCUUGUGCGUGAGAGUCAAAGCCACCCUGGGGACUUUGUUCUUUCUGUCCGGACAGGAGAUGAUAAAGGAGAGAGUAAUGAUGGGAAAUCUAAAGUGACACAUGUCAUGAUUCACUGCCAGGAUCUAAAAUACGACGUUGGUGGAGGGGAGAAGUUUGACUCUCUGACAGAUCUAGUGGAACAUUACAAGAAGAACCCUAUGGUAGAAACAUUGGGCACAGUGUUGCAGCUCAAGCAGCCUCUGAAUACGACCCGUAUUAAUGCUGCAGAGAUUGAAAGCAGAGUGCGAGAGCUAAGCAAGCUAGCAGAGACUACAGAUAAAGUCAAGCAGGGCUUCUGGGAAGAAUUUGAGACCUUACAGCAACAAGAAUGCAAACUUCUCUAUAGUCGAAAAGAAGGUCAGCGACAAGAAAACAAAAACAAAAAUAGAUACAAAAACAUUUUACCCUUUGACCAUACCAGAGUUGUUCUACAUGACGGUGAUCCAAAUGAGCCUGUUUCAGACUAUAUCAAUGCUAAUAUUAUUAUGCCUGAGUUUGAAACCAAGUGCAACAACUCAAAGCCAAAAAAAAGCUACAUUGCUACUCAAGGUUGCCUACAGAACACAGUGAAUGAUUUUUGGAGGAUGGUGUUCCAGGAGAAUUCUCGAGUUAUUGUUAUGACCACAAAAGAAGUGGAAAGAGGAAAGAGUAAGUGUGUCAAGUACUGGCCUGAUGAAUAUUCCCUAAAGGAGUACGGUGUUAUGCGUGUUAGGAAUGUUAAGGAGAGCGCAGCGCACGAUUACACACUAAGAGAACUUAAGCUUUCUAAAGUUGGACAAGGGAACACAGAGAGGACAGUGUGGCAGUAUCACUUCAGGACCUGGCCUGAUCAUGGAGUCCCAAGUGACCCCGGCGGUGUGCUAGACUUCCUAGAGGAGGUGCACCAUAAGCAGGAGAGCAUUUCUGAUGCAGGACCAGUUGUGGUUCACUGCAGUGCUGGGAUUGGGCGAACAGGAACUUUCAUUGUGAUUGAUAUUCUUAUUGACAUAAUCAGAGAAAAAGGUGUGGACUGUGAUAUCGAUGUUCCAAAGACCAUUCAGAUGGUGAGAUCGCAGCGGUCAGGAAUGGUUCAGACAGAAGCACAGUACAGAUUUAUUUACAUGGCAGUGCAGCACUACAUUGAAACGCUACAGCGCAGAAUUGAAGAGGAGCAGAAGAGUAAGAGGAAAGGUCACGAGUACACAAACAUUAAAUAUUCUUUAUCGGACCAGACGAGUGGGGAUCAGAGUCCUCUUCCACCCUGUACCCCAACCCCAACGUGUCCAGAAAUGAGAGAAGAUAGUGCUAGAGUAUAUGAAAACGUGGGGCUGAUGCAACAGCAGAAAAGUUUCAGAUGAGAAGAUGUAUAGAGACCUCCAUGCAGAGGCAGAAAUGAAUAUGGUUUUUAAAAAGGUCAAGAAAGAGGUGGAAGAAGCUUCACGUGAACGGUGAACUCUGAGGGCUUGGUACCUUUUUAUUUACGGUUUUAGUCCUUCAACAGUAGGCAAAACUUAAGACCAUCUGAAGAUUGUUUAUAUCUCUUCUCUCCAAUACCUGAUUUACAAUUGCUCGUUUUCCAAAUAAAAGGAAAUCAUUUCUACAAUGUAGACAACUACUUUGUAGAGUCAGUUUUGAAUCCUGCAAACUGUUGGACUGUCAUCCAUUUGUUUUUUAAAUAGUAUUUUUG
This is a messenger RNA of Mesitornis unicolor (brown roatelo), 2097 nucleotides long. RefSeq names its product protein tyrosine phosphatase, non-receptor type 11 (gene PTPN11). The record is from RefSeq and is a predicted model, not a curated record. Gene Ontology annotation, molecular function: protein tyrosine phosphatase activity. The annotation marks the transcript as partial. The transcript has 15 exons. Gene Ontology annotation, biological process: protein dephosphorylation. NCBI's taxonomy places the organism in Eukaryota, Metazoa, Chordata, Aves, Mesitornithiformes, Mesitornithidae.